Molecule: messenger RNA, 2115 nt
Organism: Asterias rubens (European starfish)
Lineage: Eukaryota; Metazoa; Echinodermata; Asteroidea; Forcipulatida; Asteriidae
Product: transmembrane emp24 domain-containing protein 7-like
Exons: 3
Coding region: 142-801 (219 amino acids)
Biological process (GO): Golgi organization; intracellular protein transport; endoplasmic reticulum to Golgi vesicle-mediated transport
Cellular component (GO): endoplasmic reticulum; COPII-coated ER to Golgi transport vesicle; endoplasmic reticulum-Golgi intermediate compartment
Source: RefSeq, a predicted model, not a curated record
GAAGUUAAUGUGUUGUACCGGCCGUACGCGUAUGCCACGUUGCCUAAGCACCGAACGCUUGACACCUCGCAUUGUUUUCCUGAAUAAAUGUUGUAAAUACAUUGAUUUCCGAAAACUCAGACAGUUAAUGAGACGGUUAGGAUGAUUGCUGGUGACGUGAGGCAUCUUAAGAUGGGCAUAUUUUGGUUAUGUCUUGCCAUUUUUGCAGCCUUUUCAGUCGUGAUUGAAGCGACAGAAUUGACGUUUGAGCUGCCCGACAACGCAAAGCAAUGUUUCUACGAAGAGGUUGAUAAAGGCGUGAAAUGCACUCUAGAAUUUCAGGUUGUUACUGGAGGUAAAUAUGAUGUAGACGUCACUCUCUCAGAUGUUGACGAGAAACAGUUUCUGUACAAAGAGAGAAGAAAACAGUACGACACUUUCAAUUUUACCCCAAAAGAAAAGAAGGUCUUCAAAUUCUGCUUCAGCAAUGAAUUUUCAACAUUUGCCCACAAAGUGGUUUACUUUGAUUUUGUGGUUGGAGAUGAAGACGCACUGCGGGGAAUCGGAGAUCAUGCAACAGCCUUAACACAGUUGGAGACGGCUUGCGUUUCAAUCCGAGACAGCCUUAAGGAGGUUAUAGAUUACCAGACGCAUCAUCGGUUACGAGAAUUCAGCGGUCGAUCAAGGGCAGACCAUCUCAAUCAACGAAUCCAAUGGUGGUCAGCUGGUGUGUUUAUUGUCAUACUGAUAGUGGGUACCGGCCAAGUUAUUGUACUCAGAAGUUUCUUUACAGACAAAAGGCAAACACCAGCCAAAAUAUGAAGAAAUAUCAUUUAUGUGGUAGGUUUGUCUAAUUGAAGUUUGUUUUGUUGCCUGUACAAAUGUCACUCAGAUUGUCUUUUAUAGGAAAUGUUCCUUCAGUAGAAUUACAAAUUUCUUUUGGUGAGGUUUGUUUUUCUGCCGAAACGUGCAAUUUCAAUUGAAGUUUUAGCAUCUAGGAUUGUUGUUGGGAUGGGAAAAGUGAAGAGUCUUUUGUUUGUGUUUUAAUUUUGAUAUUGCACAAAGCACAUGCAAGGGAUGUCAUCAAAAUGAGGUUUUGGGAUGAAAUCCCUAAUUUAGGAAGAAUUCAUUUUUUUUAUGCAACCCCUUUCUGAUUACCUGCAUCUAUCAUAUCUAUAUCACAACGUUCUUAAAACCACACUUUGUUUUUAUCUAAAACCCUUAAAUUCUCAAAUACUUAUCCCAUUGGUAGGGUUCAGUUUACUUUCAUCAUCAUUUAGUGGUCGCAACCGAGAUUCCAUUCAUAAUGUCGCGUCAGAGGUGUUUAUCCCUCAUUAUGUGGGAUAUCAAGGUCCACCGAUUUCAGACUUGGUAUCUCUACCGAUCAAGUCGAUGAAGUUGAGAGGUCUACGUCCUCUAUUACGGCACGGCCGUCUCCACUAUAGUUCACUUUGGAAUAGCCCCACGCUUUAUACUGGGGCCAUGCCUAGUUUUCUCAAACCAAUGAACUGUGCUAAUUCUACAUUUCGGUGAAAAUUCUGUUCUGUAUAAUACACAAAUCAAAAUGUGUUUAGCAAUAAUUGCACUUUCCCCUGACUGCCAUAAAAAUUGAACUUUAGUAGCAAUGAUUUUCUUUCAGAGAAUUUGCUGAUUUUUGUUGUUGCUAAACAUCAUUUGUUUGCAGACUUUUACAUCUAUGGGUUGAUUUUACAAAGAGUUUCACGACACGUCCUAACUUAGGACAAGUCCUUGGAGAUGUAAAAAACGCAUGGCUAGUCCUAAAAAUUACUCGUCAUAACUCAAGAAAAGACUAGUCUUUACUCUUUGUGAAAUCCCUUUUCAUAACAAAAAGUGUUAUUUCUUAAGGAGAGUCUUGAUGUUUUUUAGAAACAGUUGGGACUGUGUAGUCUUUUUUGUGGGGUUAUAUUGUGAAACAUUAUCAUGCAGUAUUUAUGUCAUGUAGUGUGUUUUGAAAGACAUAGCUAUUUUAUACAGUGUUAUUUUGGUUUUACUCAGAAAAAAAGAAAUGUUGUAUAUGUAUUAUGCACCCUAAAGAUGUUACAGGAACACGUUGCCUUGGAUCGGUCAAGUUGGUAUUCGAAAAGCCUUUUAAACCGUUUGUUAUAAGUGCAUGUG